AUGUGGAAGCAUCACUACACCCUGAAGAAGAGACUGGAGGUGGAGACAGGCCAGAACACCCUGGUGAUCGACACGCCGCGCGUGCGUAAGCAGACGCGGCACUUUAGCGCGGCCAAGGAGGACGAGAUGUUGGAGUUCUCAGACCUGGAGAGCGACUCGGAGGAGAAGCCCGUCCCUAAGCCCCGGAGGAGCCAGGACCGCACACAGGGAUACCCCCGCAGCGAGUGCUUCAGGGUGGAGAAGAACCUGCUGGUCUAUGGGUGGGGUCGUUGGGGUGACAUCUUGUCUCACGGGCGUUUCAAGCGUCCCCUCCGUGAGCAGGACGUUGAGACCAUCUGCCGCGCCCUGCUGGCCUACUGCCUACUGCAUUACCGUGGCGACGAGAAUAUCAAGAGCUUCAUCUGGGACCUGAUCACCCCGUCAGAGGACGGACAGAGCCGCACACUGGCCAACCACUCUGGACUGUCCACCCCUGUCCCUCGGGGCCGCAAGGGGAAGAAGGGCAAGCCGGCCCUGGCCCCCACCCCCCAGCUGCCCAGGGCAGAGUGGCUGGCAUCCUGCAACCCUGACCUACUGCUCCAGGAGGACAGCUACAAGAGACACCUCAAACACCACUGCAACAAAGUGCUGCUGAGGGUCCGUAUGCUCUACUAUCUGAGACAGGAAGUCAUUGGUGACCAGGCCGACAGGAUCCUGGAGGGAACAGACUCAAGUGAGCUGGAUAUCUGGAUCCCUCAGCCCUUCCACGCCGAGGUCCCUGCUGAUUGGUGGGACAGCGAGGCUGACAAAUCACUGCUCAUCGGCGUUUUCAAACACGGCUAUGAGAAGUAUAACUCGAUGCGAGCAGACCCAGCCUUGUGUUUCCUGGAGAGGGUAGGCAUGCCUGAUGCCAAGGCCAUCGCAGCCGAGCAGAGGGGGGCGGACAUGAUGGCAGAUGGCGUGGAGGGGGAGGAUGAGGACCCAGAAUACAAGCCUCUGAGGAUGCCCUUCAAGGAUGAGCUGGAUGACUUCACCAACUCUCCCCUGGAUGACAAGGAUGAGUCCAUGGAUGUGGACCCUGAAGCUAAGCCAGGAGAGAACGGUCGAGGUGCGGGGGGUCGUCUCUACUGGCCUGCUGCGUCCGCUCUCACCGCUCGUCUGCGGCGCCUCAUCACGGCCUACCAGCGCACCAACCGGCGCGAGCAGCAGCGCCAGGAGGCCAUGACCCGCCCCGACGGACGCCGCCGCCGCCGGCCCCGGGAUCAGCUCCUCGCCAUGGUAACCGACGUGGGCGGGGCCCCGGGGUUCCUGCCGGAGGUCGGAGCCUUCCUGGCUGAAGGAAACCCUUUCAUGGCCAAAGGAGGGGCGUUUUUUCCCGAGGCAACCGCCCUAUUGGCAGACGGGGGAGCCUAUUACAAAGAGAGGAGACAGAGGUGGACCAGGCGUGAGGAAGCAGACUUUUACCGUGUGGUCUCCACCUUCGGCGUGGUCUACGACACAGCCCGCCAGCGCUUUGACUGGGCCCAGUUCAGGGCCUUCGCCCGAUUGGACAAGAAGACUGAUGAGAGUCUGGAGAAGUACUACUACUCCUUUGUGGCCAUGUGCAAACGGGUCUGCCGCAUGCAGCUCAAGGCCGACAAUGCUGAGCUCCCAGACCCCACCCUGAUUAUCGACCCAAUCACAGAGGAGCGCGCAUCGCGCACUCUUUACCGCAUCGAGCUGCUUCGGCGAAUCAGAGAGCAAGUAUUGCCCAACCCCCUCCUUAAGGAGAGGCUCCGCCUCUGCCAGCCCAGUUCCGACCUCCCCGAUUGGUGGGAGUGCGGCCGCCACGACCGAGACCUCCUAUUGGGCGCCUCCAAACACGGCGUGAGCCGCACAGACUACCACAUCCUGAACGACCCCGCCCUGGGCUUCCUGGAGGCCCACCGCAGGUUCACCCAGAAGGGGGCCGGCGGCCGCGACGGAGCCGCUCUGCCCUCCGACCUGGCCGCCGCGCUGCCUGCCGCUCCUCCUGAGACGUCGGGCGUGGAGGAGGAGGAGCAGGAGGAGAAGCUGAAGGAGGAGGAAGAGGAGGUGGUGGUGAAAGAGGAGCAAGAAGAAGGGAAGGGAGUGAAAACGGAAGAGGAGGAGAAGGAGACGAAAGGGACAAAAGAGGUGAAGGAAGAGGGAGACGAAGACGACAUUCCAUGUUCUAAAAUGGAGAAGGCCGAAACCAAGGAAGAAGGAGGGAAGAUGGAGGAGGAGGAAAAGGAGGAGGGAAAAACUGUGUCUCCCAAGAAGGAGGUGAAGAGCAAGGCGGGGGAGGAGGAAACUGAUACAAAGGAUGAGGAGACGACCGACGAGAAGAUGGAGGUGAAGCCUGAGGGCGAGGGGUCUCCCACGCAGGACAGUAGGGGCCAGGACAGGAAGCCCGACCUCCAGGAGGACUCCAAGGAAACCUCGUCAUCUCCCAAAGCCCCUCCCACACCUGCUGGAGAGGAGGAGGAGGAGGAAGAAGGAGAGAAGAAGAACGAGGAGGUGGAGGACAAGGUGCCGGCUCACCAGGAGCCUCCCAAGGCCCUGACGGAGAAGGCCUCUGAGGAAGAGGAGGAGGAGAAGAUGGACGAAGACGAUAAGUCUGAGAAGUCGUCACAGGCUGAUGCCGGUGGUUCCUCAGAGCAGAAGAACUUUGACGAGGAGAGUAACGCCUCUCUGAGCACCGCUAGAGACGAGACGCGAGACGGGUUCCCUGCGGAGGACGGAGAACCCUCCACCAUCCAGGUUCUCCAGGACAGAACCUUCUCCUUCUCCUUCUGGCCCAAGGACAGGAUCAUGAUCAACCGCAUGGACAACAUCUGCGAGGCCGUCAUCAAGGGCAAGUGGCCCAUCAACCGACGCCAGUUCUUCGACUUCCCAGGAAUGUUGCCGGGAUACGGGCCGUCGACGGCGAUGGCGGAGAGCCCGCUGCAGAGGCGGAGCCUGGCGGAGCUCUCCAUGGCAACGGGACAGACCAGCUUUAGCGGCAGCGAAGACCUCACGCUGUCGCCCCAGGUCAACGAGGACGCUCUGAGCAUGUCGGUGCCUCGCCAGCGGCGGCGCCGGCGGAGGAAGGUGGAGAUUGAGGCGGAGCGGGCGGCCAAGAGGAGGAACCUGAUGGAGAUGGUAGCCCAGCUGAGGGAGUCCCAUGUUGCCGAGACCCAGAACCACCAGAACCACGCCAUGGACCUCACCAAGGGCAUCCACCACCACCACCACAAGGCCUCUUCCUCCAUGGGCAGCUUCUCCAGCGGCAUGGUAACUGGCUCCGCCCUCAAAGCCCAGAUGGAGCUCCUGCAGGCGGCCACACCCUCUCGCCACAGGGCCAACGGCUCAUUGGCCGAGCCGGACCUACCCACCAGGAGGAGGCGGGGCCGCAGGAAAAAUGUGGAAGGGCUGGAGCUGCUGUUCAUGGGAAAUAAGACGGGCGGAGCCAUCAACACGGAGGACUCUGAGAGCAGCAAGGCUCCGGUGGAGGGCGUGCAGAUGCCCUCCUGUGCCCCCAGAUCCCUGGCCGGUCCUGGGCAGAGCCCCAGCACUCGCCUGGCCUCCUCCGCCCUGGAAGAGCCCUCAGACUCCGCCCCAUCCAGCAAGGAGCUCAGGGAUUGGCUACAACAGCACCCCACAUACACCAUGGAUAUGGCUGGAUACACACCAAAGAGCGAGGAUCUGCUGCUGUCUCAGUUCCCCAAGCCCAAGCAGAAGAGGCACCGCUGCAGGAACCCCAACAAGAUCGACAUCAACACCCUCACAGGAGAGGAGAGGGUGCCUGUGGUCAACCGCAGGAACGGACGCAAGAUGGGCGGGGCCAUGGCUCCACCAAUGAAGGACCUUCCUAGAUGGCUAUUGGAGAACCCCGAGUUUGCCAUCGCUCCUGAUUGGACGGAUAUCGUCAAGCAAUCUGGUUUCCUCCCGGAGGCCAUGUUCGACCGCCUGCUCACCGGGCCCGUGGUCCGCGAGGAGGGCGUCCGUCGCCGGGGACGACGCCCCAAGUCGGAGAUCGCCAAGGCGACGGCGGCGGCCCAGGCUCAGGCCCAGGCCCAGGCGGUGGCGGCUGCUGCGUCCUCGGGGGUCAACCCCCUGCUGAUGAACGGGCUGUUUGGGGGCAUGGACCUCAGCAGCCUGCAGUCGCUGCAGAGCCUGCAGCUGGCCGCCGGCCUCAUGGGAUUCCCCCCCGGCCUCACAGGGGGAGACGGUAAGCACACCUCCGCCAUGCUGCCCCUCAUGCUCCCCAGCAUGGGCGGCCUGCCCAACAUGUUUGGCCUGGGGGGGUUGUUUGGCAACAACCUGGCGGCUGCCGCUGCCGCCGCAACCUCUAGCCCCGCCGCCAACGGGAGCGCGGAGGACGGGGAGUCGGACGAGACCUCGAAGCCCAAGCGGGAGGAGAGGGGGGGGGCGGGGGAGGAGCGAGGGGAUGUGGAGAAGAGGGGGGAGAAGAAAAAGAGGAGGAAGAAGAGGGAAGGGGGGAGGGGAGGGGAGGAAGAGAAGGCAGGCGAGGCUGAGGCCGAGGCCAACGGAGACGCUGCGGCUCUUGCGGCCGCCGGCAUGUCGGCAAACUCCCUGGCCUUCAACCCCUUCCUGCUGUCCACCAUGGCCCCUGGCCUCUUCUACCCCUCCAUGUUCCUGCCCCCAGGGCUGGGCGGCCUCACCCUGCCCGGCUUCCCCCCCACCUCGCUGGCUGACCUCCAGACCGCCAUGGCCGGGGCCCUGGGAGCCGCGGUGGCCGCCGGCGGAGGAGCAGCAGCAGUAGGAGGGGGUGGGGCCGCACCGGACAAGGAGGAGGAGGAGCCUGCCGCUGGCCGCGCCCCCAGCCCUGCCCCCAACGCGGAGGCGUCGGAGAACACGGCGGACGACAGCGACUCGGGCGAGAGCCAGGAGAAGGCGGCCGAGUCCUCGGCUCUGGAGGAGGAGGGGCCGGGACGAGCAGAGGAGGCCGACUCGCCAAUGGAGAGCAGCCGGGCGGGAGAGGAAGAGGAGGAAGAGGAGAAGAGUGAAUGAAUGACUGAAACUGGCCUUCUACAUUUCUCCCAACCUUCCCCCCUCCCCCCCUUUUACCUUUCUCUUCUCUGGACCGCUCACCUCGUUUACACACCAACUUGAUAUCCAAACAUUAUUAUAUAUGAAUUUUUGUUUUUGUUUCUGUUAAUUGUUUCAACUGGUAAAUAUGAAACGGAGAGAGCGUGUAAGUUUUUUUUUUUUUUUUUUUUUUUUUUUUUUUUUAAGAGCUCUCUCUGCCAAUUUAGCGUAGUCAGGGAAAAUGCUCUGAAGUAGAGUUUUGCAGAUGUCAGAAAGGAGUGAUUUCUGAUCUCUGAGCACUGUGCAGUGCAUCGUAGAUGAGAUGGAAAACCUCCUGAAAUAUUAUAGGAAUGAAAUGGUUCCAAUAGUGCUAUGCUGCUUUUCUGUUCUUUUUUUUUUCUUUUUUAUCGUUUUGUUCUUUUUCUCUCUCUCCCUCCAUCUCUCUCCUUCCUUCCCUCUCUCUCUCUCUCUCUCCCUCUCUACAGUUGAUAUUGUGACAGUAAGUAGCAUCUCGUUAACUUUCAGUGGCUACGGCAUUAAACGUCUACUUGCUGCUGAAAAGGAUCCUGGGUAAUUUUAUGUUGCUGUUGUACUGUUCAGCCUUGAAGAGUGGGUUUGAAGUUCUCACAUAUCAGAUGGCCUCAUUCUUGACUGCACCCCAGUCGGACACACUGAACACACACACACACACAGAUCGUUCUUUCACAGACACACUAACUAUCCAUUGUAGGUCUCACUCCUUCUAUACCUUUGUAACUAACCUUGUCUUCUCCCCCAUAUUAUACGCGGUAGGAAGCACACUAACUCUUUCACGGUAGUGGGCUCCUUCGGCCAGUACUCUGACUGUUUCUCAGUGCUUGGUCUGACAACUGUCUGGUCCCGGUCGCAGGCCUAGCAUCUGUGCUCACUCAUAGUCAGUCUCUGGUCUCAGUUGUAGGCUAGCUAGGCUAACUAGCGCCCGCACUGUCGGAUCUGUCAUAGGCUAACUAGCGCCAGUUUUUUCUGGUUUCUGUCAUAGGCUAACUAGCACCAGUUAUGUCUGGUCUCUUGUCAUAGGCUAGCUAGCUUAACUAGCACCAGUUCUGUCUGGUCUCUUGUCAUAGGCUAACUAGCGCCAGUCGCUGGUCGCUGUCAUAGGUUAACUAGCGCCGAUCCUGUCUGGUUAUUCACAGGCUAACUAGCCACAGUCGUGUCCGUCUGUCUCUGGCUGUCUGUUACCCCUGUCCUGUAUCCAUUUGUCCAGUCCCACACUGGUAUAUCUCUGCCUCUCCUGACUGUUAAGUAGUCUGACACACUGACGAAGCAAGCCGAGCAGGGGAGCAAGAGGGCUAGCCGGCCCUCUGCACACCCACACAGCAGCAAUAACCAAGGCAGCUUUUGAAUGUUCAACUGUUCACUCUCCAACCAACCGACCGACCGACCAACCACACCUACACAUGUACACCAACGAGUAACCACAAGUGUCAUAUAAACGAAAACCAACUGUAAACUGUACAAACAAAAAAUAAUGUGGAAAUAAGAACUGCAAUCAAUUUUUGUCUCACACUCUGUUCAUGUUGAUGCACUGGUCUAAGAGCUAAAAUAAUCAGGUACCUUUAUUAUAUCUAUUGAAUGGACUUUUUGUUACUUUUAGCCACCAAGCUGACGAGUAUUACCUCAAUUCUAACUAGCCUUGAAGUUUACAGACAUACGUUGUAAAUGUUUUUUUUUUUCUUUUGUGUGUCUUUGUUUUUUGUUUUUUUGAAACAUCAUGGAUGAUGAACUGUAGUUAUGAUGCUUUUAAUAAAAGUGAAUCAUUGAUAUUCGCCUAGGAAACCAA
Hypomesus transpacificus is the source of this 6829-nucleotide messenger RNA. RefSeq names its product chromodomain-helicase-DNA-binding protein 7-like. The record is from RefSeq and is a predicted model, not a curated record. Bases 1 to 4992 code for a protein of 1663 amino acids. The transcript has 19 exons. Lineage: Eukaryota; Metazoa; Chordata; Actinopteri; Osmeriformes; Osmeridae. Gene Ontology annotation, molecular function: protein binding.